Messenger RNA from Penicillium expansum, 2448 nucleotides. RefSeq names its product Heterokaryon incompatibility. The record is from RefSeq and is a predicted model, not a curated record. The coding region runs from base 1 to 2448 and encodes 815 amino acids. The transcript has a single exon. NCBI's taxonomy places the organism in Eukaryota, Fungi, Ascomycota, Eurotiomycetes, Eurotiales, Aspergillaceae.
AUGAGCCCCGAUGACUGGGUGCCCGUGCGGAGCACCGAGAGGGACAAGGGAUACCCCCUCGCCACGUUGAUGCGGGUGGUCUACGGCGAGGACAUGGGCAUGGGAGAAGGGUACAGCAGGUGUUUCUCGAUCAUGUAUCGACUAGCUCUGGAGCUGGGCGCGGUCGACAGUGUAAAAAGCCCUGACGGCACGGUCAUCACGGGGUUUAAUGAUGACCUUGCUGAAAUACUACGACAACAUCUUACCCCGGGGCAGGAACGAUCAUUUUACAUUCUAUGGGAAUGGUGGGCGACGUGUUCCCGAGUAUGUAUUGUGGACGAAGCAGAAGGUGAAUACGAUGAUGAUUACGACGACCUCUUUGGCGACGACGAGUCUGACUUCUACCCACAAAACCACGUAGAGCGCGAGACGAUCCACGAGGCUGGUGGGAUCCGGUACAAACUCCGCUUCAACUGCCUCUAUAACAAGUGCAUGGCAACGCUGUUCAAUUCUGAAUUUGAGAACUUCAAAACACACCGAAGCGGCGACGAGCUGGUGAACCUUCGACGGGACUUGGCGCAGGAAGCUGCUUGUCUAACCAUUGCGAUUGAAGCUUGCUCCCCGCGAAGCCAAACCCAACAGCCAGCUCAAGUGCCAUACUCCCCAGAUGGCCAGAGUUAUCUCGCUCACCGGUCAGAGAGUUCCCCGGUCUGGUGCGCAGGGAGACGGGUCCUGGGGAGCAUCGACCUACCCGGGCUGGAUCCUCGCUGCAGCGCCGGCUCCAGUAUCGACUCCUGCCCCUGGCUGGGAGAGAUCAGCGGGCUCCCACUUUACUUGUGGGAUGUGAAAGAGCGGAGGACAGUGGAGGUCUUUUCGCUGUGGGAAGAAUACGAAUUCGACAUCCCGUACACAGCCAUCAGUCACACCUGGGGCCGGUGGCGGCAGCGCGAUCAGCCUGGGGUUAACAUGAAAUCGCGCGUGCCGUGGCUGAUCCCGCGGAACUCACUGUUCGAUGUCGAGCGACUACCAGAUAUCCUGGCGCAGAUCCCGACGGAUACCCCCUAUAUCUGGUUUGAUCUGGUUUGUAUUCCGCAGGAGGGCUGCGGGGAGGAGCUUGACGAGCAGCUGCGGCAGGCCAUGUGGACGGAGGUUGCGAGCCAGGCAUCCAUCUUCAAGAGCGCUAAACACACCAUUGCUUGGUGGAAUACCGACUCCGCCCCGGAGUCCUGGGACGGCAUGCGCAGCGCCAUCCAGUGGAUGUCCUCCAUAUAUCUGGACCUCCAGUUCUCGGAGUGGGACGAGUCUUCCAUACGUAUCCCGCCGUGGAAAGCGCAUGACCAGCUCCAGGCCACGGGGCUGUUCUCACCGGACAUGACCAUCCUGCCCUGGUUCAGCUCCCUGUGGACGCUGCAGGAAGUGUGCCUGCGCCCUGACAUCUGGAUCUGCAACAAGAACCUCGACCUCCUCACGGUAGGCGACAACGGGGCCCUCGUCGCCUUCAACACGCUCGUCUCCCUCGCUGAACGAGUAAAAAGCACACUCAUUAGGGAGCUUAACGAUCUAGCUACUCCAGCAGACCGCCUUCUCGAGCGCUGGAAGCCCCUCGUCCACCCAGGCUUCCACGAAGUACUCGACCUCCUCCAUCGCACAGGAAUGGACAAUCUCCAUGAGCUGAAGCGCGAGCAGAUCCUCUUCCUAGCGACCAGCCGAUACUGCAGCCACAGCCGUGCGCAGGCGAUCAUGUCUGUCCUCGGCAUAAAAGAAUGGUACAACUCCGCCACUGCCAUGCCGGAGCAGCGCCAGCCCAACAAACCAGGCUUCGUCUUCGACCAGUACCCGCUCGCCUUCGUGCAGGAGGUCGCGAGCAAUUUGGGCUCUAGCUUCUUCAUCACCGCCAUUCUAGCGGAUUACCCGCCCGUCGACAACGUGAAAACUCAGGACGUAGUCCGGGGCACUAUGCUCCCCUUCCGGGCCCGGAUCUCCGAGCCGCGACGCGUGGAUGUGCCGCGCUUAGAGAUGGGGGACCAUCCGUCCGUAUCAACGUGGGAGGUCCGCGGCGAUGGGGCGGUGUUCCUACCGGAGGUGGAGAUCCUCUUCUCAUCCGAUAGCGACUAUGGUGAUAUCAAGUAUAUGAAAUGCUUUGUCGAUUUGAGUCUGCCGGUGCCUGAACAUAUUGUUGAACGGGAGCACUUCCAACCCCAAGGAAGCAUGUAUCAUGGGGAUCUCCGAUACUGGAUUAAACAGCUCAUCCCAGAGAUCUACGGAGUGAGUGGGACGUAUUAUGCUAUUCAUCUCCGGUACCGACCCGGACAAUGGGAUGGUUUGUUGUUGAAGGCCGUCGGUAGUGGAGACUCUUCGCAGCCGGAGAAGAUGAUCAAAAUCGGGAAUCUCCAUGUGCUGACCUUGGUGGGAGAUGGGGAAUAUCUGCCCAGGCGUAAAUCAGUGGACGUUAACUGGAUUGUUUUGUAG